Messenger RNA from Enterobius vermicularis (human pinworm), 1032 nucleotides. Lineage: Eukaryota; Metazoa; Nematoda; Chromadorea; Rhabditida; Oxyuridae. The record is from the annotation of a GenBank genome assembly.
AUGAUGAUAUUCUUAGUCGCUCUCGGAAUUGGAGCAUUGUCCGGCUCUAUAAUGUUUAUUAUGCUACCUCAAGCUUUUGGUGUGUCGAGCCUGAAAUCGUCAGACUAUUUGCUGAAGUCGUGGAUUGUACUUGGGGCGUUAUAUGGAUUUUUUGCUGUUGAUAGGAUACUUCAAUGUGUUAUAGAGGCCAAAAGACGAGUAAAGUGGCAUCUGAGGCGUGACAAAAUAGAUUGUGGUGCAGCCAAAUAUAACCCCUACUGUUCAGAAAACGUUAUUUUCAAUGCGGAGCAUAGUAGAGAAUUAGAACAUGAAAUUGAUGAAAUUCAGCUUUCGAGUCGUCGCCGAGUACCAUUUGUGAUCACGCCAAACGAAACAAAUAAUAAUCACUCGCAAACUUUCGAACUCUCAACUAUAGACGCUAUAUAUCCUCCAAAAAGUCACAAUACUCUUCAAGUUCCUCAAAUGGAGAUUCAAGAAGAUCGAAUUAGCGUAUCAGUUUCGGUUGUUGAAAAAAUUGAAGUACCCCAAAACAAGGUAGGCGUUGCAUCUGUUGCCUAUAUGAUUAUUAUUGGUUCUGCUGCAAACAACUUCGUAGAUGCAAUGAGCAACGGCGUAGCUUUUGCUGAUUCUCUGGUACGAGGCCUGAGCAUUGGAAUUGCUUGCAUUGCACAACAGUUUCCUCAAGAAGUUGGAACACUAGCAAUUUUGGCACGAAGCGGCUUGGGUUUGAAGAAGACGUUACUGCUCAGUUUGAUACCAGCAACAUUGAGUUACAUCGGUUUUGCUGUAGGAGCUGUUGCUGAAGAUUUGAGUGAAAGCGCAGACAAGAUUGUCUUUUCAGUUUCUUCCGGAAUGUAUUUGUAUAUAUUUUUAGGAACACUGAUUCCAGAAGUUAGAGAGUCAUUUAAUGAGAUCGUCAAAGGUGAUGUAAUAGAGAGCAUCGUUACGACAGUUCUUCAAGCUUCUGGCGUUUUGAUAGGUGUUUGCUUUCUUUACGUCAUGGCGGUUUACGGGAAAGACAUUAAUUUAUAG